Chiloscyllium plagiosum (whitespotted bambooshark) is the source of this 642-nucleotide messenger RNA. RefSeq names its product plasminogen receptor, C-terminal lysine transmembrane protein (gene plgrkt). Lineage: Eukaryota; Metazoa; Chordata; Chondrichthyes; Orectolobiformes; Hemiscylliidae. Gene Ontology annotation, biological process: positive regulation of plasminogen activation. The record is from RefSeq and is a predicted model, not a curated record. Gene Ontology annotation, cellular component: plasma membrane.
UGUAAAUGUAAUCAAAGAAGGGACAAGAUGGGAUUCUUCAUGUCUAAAUCAUUGGAUGAAAGCCUAAAGAAACAGCAAGAGUUCAUGGCAGCAAACAGUGCUCUUCAGCUGGAAAGACAAAUGCUGAUGCAAAAUGAAAUGAGACAGAGACAAGUGGCAAUGCAGAUCGCAUGGUCCCGUGAAUUUAUAAAGUACUUUGGAACUUUUUUGGGACUGACAACAAUUGGUUUAACAAUAGGAGCUUUGAAGAGGAAGAGACCAGGAAUUCUGGUUCCCAUUGUUCCACUGAGCUUCGUUUUUGCAUAUCAGUAUGAUCUGGCAUAUGGAACAUUAAUGAUAAGGAUGAAAGAUGAAGCAGAGAAUAUAAUUGAUAGAGAACAAACCCUUCUUCAGAUGCCAAAAGGAGUGCCUACCUUUGAAAGUAUUGAAAAGGCCAGAAGGGCUCGGAGUAUGUUUUUCAUCCAAAAAUAGAUUUGGAGCAUAUAAGUCGUGAAUCUGGCAAUCGAAAUCUCAGAUCAAAGGGGAAGUGUGUAUUAGUAGCAGCUCAUUAUCCUUAUAUGGAUGUUUUUAAUCAAAUGGCAUGCAUAGUUGUAACCUUUAAUGAACGUGUCCAUUAUUGAAUAAAGCCUCAUGUGAUUUGGA